GGCAUUGUCUGACAGAGACACGGUCUCUCCAGAUCUCGUAGGUUGCUGCUUGCCAUGAAAGGACGAUGAUAGCCUGCCUGAAGAGGCAUCAUCAGAGUGGUUAUCCGAGUUCUGCAAAUCUAUACAAUUACGAAAACUCCAAUUGGCCUCUGUUAAUCGAUUUUCUCAGGAAAGAUGCCUCCUCGUUGGGUCUCUCUUUCUUUUCUCGCCGACAGAUGCGCGACGAUGGAACAGCUAAAGCAUAUUCACGCCCAGAUGAUCGUCACCGCUCGAAUCCACGACUCCUUCGCCGCUAGUCGGCUCCUCUGCUUCUCUGCUUUGUCCGAACCAAGCGAUCUGGGCUACGCAACGCGAAUUUUCGAGAAUGUUCGAAAUCCCAACACUUUCAUGUGGAACACUCUCAUCAGGGCUCACGCUAACGGUAACAACCCAACCCGUGCUUUGCUUCUGUACGUGAAAAUGACAAGACUCGGCGUCUUUCCUAACUUCCACACCUACCCUUUUGUUCUUAAGGCUUGCUCUAAACUGAAAUGUCUCGAAUCAUCUCGACAAGCUCAUACUCAUGUUUUCAAGCACGGAUUUGAGCUGGACUCGCAUGUGGUUAACGGGUUGGUCAGGAGCUAUUCUGUAUCUGGUGAUUUGGAUAGUGCACGUUCGGUGUUCGACGUAAUUCCUCAUGCAGACUUAAACGUCUGGACUUCGAUGAUUUGUGGGUACGCACAGAACUCCCGUUUCAACGAUGUUUUGAUUCUCUUCGAUCGGAUGGUUAAGGAUAGACACGAGCCAAAUGGGGCCACUUUGGCGUCCGUUUUAUCCGCCUGUGCUCACUUGGGGAGCUUGGAAUUGGGGGUAAAUAUUCACGCUUUCAUGAAAGACAGAGGAAUUGAAGUUGGGGUGAUCCUAGGAACGGCGUUGGUUCAUAUGUAUGCUAUGAACGGAGAGAUAUCAGCGGCUAAGAACCUGUUUAAUAGCAUGAAACAGAGAAAUUUGGCUACUUGGAACUCGAUGAUCUGCGGUUUAGCCAGUCAUGGCCAUGCUCAAGAAGCUCUUUGCCUUUUCAGUGAGCUAGAAAGUGAAAAAAUUGAACCAAAUGAUGUAACAUUCGUGGGAGUGUUAUCUGCUUGUCGCCACGCUGGUCUAAUUGAGACUGGUCGCGAGAUGUUUGACUUGAUGAGGCUGAGAUAUGGAAUUGAGCCGAAAAUUGAGCAUUAUGGAUGCAUGGUAAUGCGGAAGCAAAACUUGUUGAACUUUUUAGACGGUUCGUAUAAAUGCAUGAUUUUUUUUUUUGUUGAGUUCCAACAGGUUGAUCUUUUGGGAAGAAGUGGGGAGAUUUUGGAAGCUGAAGAGCUAAUAAGGGAAAUGCCGAUUGAAGCGGAUGUGGUGAUAUUGGGGGCUCUGUUAUCAGCGUGUAAAAGCCAUGGGAAUGUUGAGGUGGCAGAACGAGUGGCAGAAAAGAUGAUGGGGUUGGAUCCAAACAAUCAUGGAGUUUAUGUGGUUAUGUCAAAUGUGUACGCAGAAGCUGAGCGGUGGAAAGAGAUGGAGAGACUGAGGAAGAGGAUGAAGAGUGAGAGUCUGGUCAAAGCGCCUGGGUGGAGUUUCCUUGGUUCAGACAAAUCUCGACUCCGAGAAGUUUGACCUUCCAAGUUCUCUUUAGUUUCAAGCGAAGACAGAAAUGUGGUUUCAGAGAAUUACCCUUUUGCUUCUCAUUCUGACCACUGCCACCGCAGCUUUUUUGCAGAACCCAGAUUUUGAAUCUCCUCCGUUGAACUUGCCGGAAAACUCAAACUCGAGUUCUUCAACGUUUGUGUUGUUGGGACAAAACAGCACAGUCCCUGGAUGGACAUAUCAAGGAACUGUCCAGUAUGUUACAGCGGGCAAAACACUUGAACUGCCUGAUGGUGGACACGCCAUUCAGCUUGGUUAAGAUGGCAAAAUCAAUUAGACUUUCAUUGCCAAGGGCGAUGACACGAACUACAUCCUCACCUUCACUCUCAUCCCGGGUGGUCAGAACUGUAAAGCAAUGCUGGCCGUAUUGUUUCUGGACCAGAUACUAGUGCGGUUUUUUCUUACAGACAAAACUACAGUAAGCAUCCGUGGCAAAGUUAUGGUCAUAACUUGGGUACCUGGGGGAACGAUGAACCUAUCAACCUUGUUCUUGAAAGCCAGACAACGGAUUCAGACACAAACUCCUCAUGCUGGCCGAUCAUUGAUACAAUGCUCAUCAAGACUGUUGGUGUAACCCUUGUUCCAGACAAUGGUAACCUAUUGCUCAACGGUGGAUUUGAAUCUGGACCGGGAUUCUUACCCAACUCAACCGAGGGAGUUUUACUUGACAGUGCACCAAGUGUAGUGCAAUUGGCAUUAAGGCAGUGGACUGUCAUGGGAACAGUCAGAUACAUAAACUUCCAUGUACCAGAGGGCAAAGCUGCAAUAGAGAUUCUAUCUGCAUCUGGCAUACAAACAGCAGCACGACAGCUAAGUGAAAGAUCAAGAUACAAUCUCACAUUUACCUUGGGAGAUGCCAAUGAUGGGUGCGAAGGAGAUUUUCUGGUGGGUGUUGAAGCAGGAUCAUCUGCUCAGAAUUUCACGGUUAAGAGCAAGGCGAUUGGGUUCAGCCUGGUGUUUGAAUCAACAGACGAACCCAGAACGCAGAUCAUUUUCACCAGCUACUCUGCCGCACACACAAAAGAUGGUGUUCUUUGUGGUCCAGUGGUAGAUGAAGUGAUCUUACAUCCACUUGGUGGUGGAUCGGCCUCUAUAAAACCUGCAUGGUUACUCGUUUUCGCUUUGUUUUGUAUAGCAAGCCUCUGAUUGAUAAGUAACAAAAAAAGGGUUUGCAAUGAGAUGAGAUAUGAAUGAAACCCAGUCUUCAUUCAAGUUAGCAUAUAUGACAAAAUACAAUACAACCAUUGUCUUA
This is a messenger RNA of Tarenaya hassleriana, 2917 nucleotides long. Its product is annotated as pentatricopeptide repeat-containing protein At5g06540. Gene Ontology annotation, molecular function: protein binding; RNA binding. The transcript is spliced from 4 exons. NCBI's taxonomy places the organism in Eukaryota, Viridiplantae, Streptophyta, Magnoliopsida, Brassicales, Cleomaceae. The record is from RefSeq and is a predicted model, not a curated record. Gene Ontology annotation, biological process: RNA modification. Bases 175 to 1635 code for a protein of 486 amino acids.